This is a messenger RNA of Carassius gibelio (silver crucian carp), 22502 nucleotides long. Its product is annotated as obscurin-like. Bases 166 to 21093 code for a protein of 6975 amino acids. The record is from RefSeq and is a predicted model, not a curated record. The transcript has 87 exons. Lineage: Eukaryota; Metazoa; Chordata; Actinopteri; Cypriniformes; Cyprinidae. Gene Ontology annotation, molecular function: protein binding; guanyl-nucleotide exchange factor activity.
UCACACGGAAAGCAAAGACACCGGGGAUAAAACACUGUCCUUCCCCGCCACAGUUCACGGAAUUUACCUGUUUCCUCGAGGAUAUAUUCACAUGCCAACAUCGGAUAUUUAUGAACACCUGCACCGUUUAUAUUCAAGUAGCUUGACGGGAAAAGGAAAGCAAGAAUGGAUCAGAAUUUAUUUGGCGGGGCUCCACGCUUCCUAACUCGACCCAAAGCCUUCUCGUUGUGCGUGGGACGAGAUGCUUCCCUCAGCUGCACUAUUGUGGGAAACCCUGUUCCUGUAGUCACCUGGGAGAAAGACAAGAUGCUUCUUUCUGCAGGUGGACGCUUCAAAAAAGUAGAAGAUGGGGAUGUUUACCGACUUACUAUCUAUGAUCUAACUCUAGAAGACAGCGGUCAGUACAUGUGUCGAGCCAAGAACAAUGUUGGAGAGGCAUAUGCAGCUGUGACCCUGAAGGUGGGACUGCCGGAAACUGUGACUGAUCGCGCCCCAGUGUUUACAGUAAAGCCUGUCUCCACCCGUGUGGGUCUAGGGGAUGAUGUUACCUUCUAUUGUCAGGUGGCAGCCCAUCCAGCAACCAACUUUGACUGGGAAAAGGAUGGUCGCUACCUGGGUGAGACCAACCGCAUCAAGAUCAUCUCAGAAAAUGACUCCAGCUCCUUGAGGAUCCAGAGUGUCAGGAGCUUGGACAGUGGUACCUACACCUGCCGUGCACAGAACUCCAUUGGCCGUGCUCAGGCCGCUGCUGCGCUAGCGGUCGACCUUCAAGAUACUCGUCUCCUGAAUGCAGACAAGAGCACAUCCCUCCUCUCACACAUGCAGAAGCGGAAAGAAGAUAUGCGGAAGGACAUCUCCUUAUACCGCACCGUGGAAAGUUCCUCAACCACGCAUACAGCCUCAUCUUCCAUGGUCACAGAGGAACUUGGAAGCUUGGGACUCGCCCAUGAUCAGAAGCAGAGGGUUUCGGCCUUAACCAGCAUGUUGCCCAAAGGUGUGUUCACCCGCACCUGUAUGCUGACCGAGGGUAAACAUGCAAAGCUCAGCUGUUUCGUCACAGGCCAUCCCAAACCUCAGAUCAUCUGGAGGAAGGAUGGGGCAAACAUCAGUGAGGGCCGCAGACAUGUGAUGUAUGAGGACCAGGCUGAGAAUUUCAUCCUCAAGGUGCUCUACUGCAAACAAAGUGAUAAUGGCCUGUACACCUGCAAUGCAUCCAACUUGGCUGGACAAACCUAUAGCGCUGUGCUAGUGAUUGUCAAAGAGCCAAAGAUUCCAUUCAAAAAGAAGCUGCAGGAUGUUGAGGUGAAGGAAAAGGAAACAGCAACGUUGCUGUGUGAGGUGCCAAUGCCGAACACAAAGGCCAGCUGGUUUAUGGAGGAGACCCAUCUGGAGGAAAGUACCAAGUACCGCAUGGAUGUGGAGGGCACUCUGCGCCGCCUCACUAUUCACCAUGUCACCACCAAUGAUGAUGCUGUCUACAUCUGUGAGAUGAAGGAAGGCAGCCGCACUGUGGCCGAACUUACAGUGCUGGGCAACAUCACUAAAAAGCUGCCGAGGAAGACAGUGGUGCCAGUUAGCGAUACCGUCAUCUUCUGUGUGGAACUGGAGAAACCAGUAGAUGAUGCAUACUGGACCAGGAAUGGGGAGAGGCUGAAAGAGGACUUCCGAAUUAUUAUUGCCCGAAUUAACAGACAGUACACACUGACGAUUCGGGAAUGUACUGCGGAAGACUCGGGUGAAGUGGCCUUCAUCGCCCAUGACUGCAAGACAUCCACCCGCUUCUCCGUCACAGCCCCAAGGAAACAUCCCCCAGAUGCCCCAGUUGAGCCAGUGGUGCGGAACAAGACGGAUUCAUCGAUCACACUGUGCUGGUCUCCACCAGACAGUGAACGGCCUGUACCCAUCACUGGCUACAUCAUUGAGCGCAGGAAGGUGGGAGCCCAAACCUGGAUUAAAGUCACUAGUACAACUGUGUUUAGCACUGAAUACACCAUCAGUGAAAUUCCAGAAGAGGCAAGCUAUCAGUUCCGCAUCUCAGCAGUCAAUGAUUUUGGUCAGAGUGCCUAUUUGGACGUUCCUGGAACGUUUUACCUUGAGCCCACAGCGUCAGUGAAGGCAGGCCUGGUUAACUGCAGGGCACAUGUAGGCGAAGAAGCAACUUUCACUGUGGAGCUCUCAGCCGUAUGUUCCGGCUCCUGGACAAUAAAUGACAGAUUGAUUCGCAGUGGAUCUGAGUAUCUGAUCACACGCUCAAAGACCACACACACGCUGGUCAUCAGGGAGGUGUCCAUGGAACUGAAUGGAGCACAGGUCAAGUUUGUGGGUGGUAGAUCUCAGAGUGUUGCCACGCUUUGUGUGAAAGCCGCAGCUGCACAUUUCACCAGUAAAUAUUCUCAGGCGGAGGUGUUUACUUUCAGCUUGCACUCCUCUGCUCAGAUGUACACAGAGGUGUCUGACUCAAGUGUCCAGGUUGUAUGGCUGAAGAAUGGGAAGGAGCUGAGAAUGGGUAAAAAAUAUGAAGCCACAAGUGUGGAGCGCAAACGCAUACUGACAGUCCACAAUGUUGACCGUGAAGACGUGGGCAUCUAUGAAUGCAUGUGUGAAGGCGAUAAAAUGUCUGUCCAACUUGCCCUAAAAGAAGAGCCAGCGAAGUUUCUUAACAAGCCAAGGGCUCAGCCCCAGGAGAAUGCUGCUCUGGUGGGUGACGUGGUGUUGAGCUGUGAUGUUGCUUCUCCUGAAACUGCUGUUGUGUGGAAGAAAGAACAGAUAGAAAUAACGGAGGACAAGAGGACAACUUUUAUAUCUCAGGGGACACAAAGGAAGCUGGUCAUCAGGGGUGCCAAGCAGAGCGAUGAAGGACACUACUCGUGUGAGACGGCAGAGGACAAAAUGACAUUCCUGGUCAAGAUAAAAGAAACUCGCGCUGCUUUCACCAACAAGGACUCUUAUCAGAAGGAAGUGAAGGUUUCAUCCUCCCAAAAAGCCACACUGAGCUGUGAAGUUUCUGACAUCAAGACUGAGGUGAAAUGGUUCAAGGAUGGCAAGCAGUUGAUUUCCAGUAAGACCGUCCACAUGGAGUCAAAGGGCAAGAGUCGUCAGCUGGUGCUGGAGAAUGUGGAAAAGAAGGAUGCUGGAGAAUAUACCUGUGCAGUUGGAAAUGAAAAGCUGGUCUUUAAGAUUUGGGUGGAAGACAUUGAGGCCGCCUUCUCCAACAAGGACUCUUAUCAGAAGGAAGUGAAGGUCUCAGCGUCCCAGAAGGCCACACUGAGCUGUGAAGUUUCUGACAUCAAGACUGAGGUGAAAUGGUUCAAGGAUGGCAAGCAGUUGAGCUCCAGUAAGACUGUCCACAUGGAGUCAAAGGGCAAGAGUCGUCAGCUGGUGCUGGAGAAUGUGGAAAAGAAGGAUGCUGGAGAAUAUACCUGUGAAGUUGGAAAUGAUAAGCUGGCCUUUAAGAUUUGGGUGGAAGACAUUCAAGCUGCCUUCUCCAACAAGGAUUCCUACCAGAAGGAGCUCAGAGUACCAGCCUCCCAGAAGGCCACACUGAGCUGUGAGGUUUCUGACCCCAAGACUGAGGUGAAAUGGUUCAAGGAUGGCAAGCAGUUGAGCUCCAGUAAGACUGUCCAGAUGGAGUCAAAGGGCAAGAUCCGUCAGCUGGUGCUGGAGAAUGUGCAGAAGAAGGAUGCUGGAGAAUAUACCUGUGCAGUUGGAAGUGAAAAGCUGGUCUUUAAGAUUUGGGUGGAAGACAUUCAAGCCGCCUUCUCCAACAAGGACUCUUAUCAGAAGGAAGUGAAGGUCUCAGCGUCCCAGAAGGCCACACUGAGCUGUGAAGUUUCUGACAUCAAGACUGAGGUGAAAUGGUUCAAGGAUGGCAAGCAGUUGAGCUCCAGUAAGACAGUCCACAUGGAGUCAAAGGACAAGAGUCGUCAGCUGGUGCUGGAGAAUGUGGAAAAGAAGGAUGCUGGAGAAUAUACCUGUGCAGUUGGAAAUGAGAAACUUGCCUUUAAAAUUCAAGUGACAGACAUUCAAGCUGCUUUUACCAACAAGGACUCCUAUCAGAAGGAAGUUAAAGUAGCAACUUCCCAGAAGACCACACUGACCUGCGAAGUUACUGACUUUAAGACUGAGGUGAAAUGGUUCAAGGAUGGCAAGCAGUUGAUUUCCAGUAAGACCGUCCACAUGGAGUCAAAGGACAAGAGUCGUCAGCUGGUGCUGGAGAAUGUGGAGAAGAAGGAUGCUGGAGAAUAUACCUGUGCAGUUGGAAAUGAAAAGCUGGUCUUUAAGAUUUGGGUGGAAGACAUUGAGGCCGCCUUCUCCAACAAGGACUCUUAUCAGAAGGAAGUGAAGGUCUCAGCGUCCCAGAAGGCCACACUGAGCUGUGAAGUUUCUGACAUCAAGACUGAGGUGAAAUGGUUCAAGGAUGGCAAGCAGUUGAUUUCCAGUAAGACCGUCCACAUGGAGUCAAAGGGCAAGAGUCGUCAGCUGGUGCUGGAGAAUGUGGAAAAGAAGGAUGCUGGAGAAUAUACCUGUGAAGUUGGAAAUGAUAAGCUGGCCUUUAAGAUUUGGGUGGAAGACAUUCAAGCUGCCUUCUCCAACAAGGAUUCCUACCAGAAGGAGCUCAGAGUACCAGCCUCCCAGAAGGCCACACUGAGCUGUGAGGUUUCUGACCCCAAGACUGAGGUGAAAUGGUUCAAGGAUGGCAAGCAGUUGAGCUCCAGUAAGACUGUCCAGAUGGAGUCAAAGGGCAAGAUCCGUCAGCUGGUGCUGGAGAAUGUGCAGAAGAAGGAUGCUGGAGAAUAUACCUGUGCAGUUGGAAGUGAAAAGCUGGUCUUUAAGAUUUGGGUGGAAGACAUUCAAGCCGCCUUCUCCAACAAGGACUCUUAUCAGAAGGAAGUGAAGGUCUCAGCGUCCCAGAAGGCCACACUGAGCUGUGAAGUUUCUGACAUCAAGACUGAGGUGAAAUGGUUCAAGGAUGGCAAGCAGUUGAGCUCCAGUAAGACUGUCCACAUGGAGUCAAAGGACAAGAGUCGUCAGCUGGUGCUGGAGAAUGUGGAAAAGAAGGAUGCUGGAGAAUAUACCUGUGCAGUUGGAAAUGAGAAACUUGCCUUUAAAAUUCAAGUGACAGACAUUCAAGCUGCUUUUACCAACAAGGACUCCUAUCAGAAGGAAGUUAAAGUAGCAACUUCCCAGAAGACCACACUGACCUGCGAAGUUACUGACUUUAAGACUGAGGUGAAAUGGUUCAAGGAUGGCAAGCAGUUGAUUUCCAGUAAGACCGUCCACAUGGAGUCAAAGGACAAGAGUCGUCAGCUGGUGCUGGAGAAUGUGGAGAAGAAGGAUGCUGGAGAAUAUACCUGUGCAGUUGGGAAUGAGAAACUUGCCUUUAAAAUUCAGGUGACAGAUAUUCAAGCUGCCUUCACCAACAAAGACUCCUAUCAGAAGGAAGUGAAAGUAGCUGCUUCCCAAAAAGCCACACUGAGCUGUGAGGUUUCUGACCCCACGACUGAAGUGAAAUGGUUUAAAGAUGGCAAGCAGUUGAGCUCCAGUAAGACCGUCCACAUGGAGUCAAAGGGCAAGAUCCGUCAGCUGCUGCUGGAGAAUGUGGAGAUAAAGGAUGCUGGAGAAUAUACCUGUGAAGUUGGGAAUGAAAAGCUGCCAUUUAAGAUUCAGGUUGCAGAGCUUAAAGCUGCAUUUACCAACAAGGACUCUUAUCAGAAGGAAGUGAAGGUCUCAGCGUCCCAGAAAGCCACACUGAGCUGUGAAGUUUCUGACCUGAAGACUGAGGUGAAAUGGUUCAAGGAUGGCAAGCAGUUGAGCUCCAGUAAGACCGUCCACAUGGAGUCAAAGGGCAAGAUCCGUCAGCUAGUGCUGGAGAAUGUGGAAAAGAAGGAUGCUGGAGAAUACACCUGUGCAGUUGGAGAUGAGAAACUUCUCUUCAAGAUUCAGCUGAAAGAUGUUUCUACCAAAUUCCAGAAGACAUCUGUGACAAAAGAAAUUGUGAUGGUUGAGUCAACAGAAAAGGUUGUUUUAAAAACCGAGGUAAUGUCGGAGAAUUGUAGUGUUCAGUGGUUCAGGGAUGGAAUAGAACUGAAAGACGGAUCAAAGUAUGAGAUGAAACAGGAAGGUCGCUCACGUGUCCUCAUCGUUAAGUCCUCUGAAUCUAAAGACAGCGCCACCUACACUUGUCAGACGGCUGAUGACAAAGUGGAGUUCAAGGUUCAAGUCAAAGAUGCACCUUUAAAGUUUGUGGUGCCUUUGCAGCCAGUGUCUGCAGUACUAGAAAGCACCAUGACACUUUCCUGCACUCUCAACAAAGCCACUGUUAAUGUCCUCUGGAAGCAUAACGGCAAAGAAAUCAAACCCGGUGGAAGAUUCAGCAUCCGCACCGAUGGCACCAACUGCAUCUUGACUGUCUCCGCUGUGGCUCAGGAGGAUGAAGGGGAGUACAGCUGUGAAUGUAAAGAUGACAAGACCACCACCAAAGUCACUACCAAAGCCCCACGACUGGUGAGGUUCACUACCAGGCUGAACGAUGUUGUUGCAAAUGAAGGCAAAGAUGCUAUCUUUAAAUGCUCCAUCACACCAGCUGAUGUAAGUGUCAGAUGGCUGCGUAAUGACAUUCCUAUUAUAGCUGGUCCCAAAUUUAUGAUUGCUCAUGGAGGGAGCAGUCAUUCCCUCAUCAUCACAGCUGUCACUCAGGGGGAUGCAGGAGAGAUCAGUAUCGAUGCCGAAGGGAAAGUCUGCAAAGCCACACUCCAAGUACAACAGCUUCCUGUCACCUUUAAGAAGAAGCUUUCAGAUGUGACUGUGACUGAGCAGGACACAGUUCGCUUAGAAGUGGAGCUGAGUAAACCCUCAACAGAUGUGAAGUGGAUGAAGAAUGGUGUGGUACUACAGCAAGGAGAAAAUAUGGAGAUCCAUGUGGAUGGUGCCAAACAGGCUUUGGUCCUCAAGAGUGUGGCGUAUGCUGACAGAGGACAAUACUCAUGUGAAACCCUAGAUGACAAGACCCAGGCCAAACUGACAGUAGAGAUUAAGAAGAUUCAAAUCGUAAAAGGCAUAAAAGAGAUCAAAGUUCAAGAGAAAGAGACCAUCACUAUGGAGGUGGAACUGAGCAAGGCUGAUGUAGAAGGUUCCUGGAGCAAAGAUGGAAAGAAACUAAAGGCAGGACCCAAUACCAUCAUUACUGUAGUGGGCAACAAGCACUGCUUGACUAUGUCCCAGCUGAAGAUAAGUGAUGCUGGAACUAUAACUUUCCAGGCUGAAGAUGUCCAUACUUCUGGCAAACUAAUCGUUACAGAGCCUGCUGCAAAGAUCCUCAAACCUUUACGGGAUAUCAGUUCUCCUGAAAAGGAGAAAAUCAUUUUUGAAUGCGAGGUGUCAAGAGCAAAUGCUGAUGUCAAGUGGUUUAAGAAUGAUGAAGAACUGAAGCCAGGAAAGAAAUUUGGCAUUCAUUCCCAGGCCAAUAAGCGCACCCUCAUCAUCCAUAAGUGUGCAUAUGAAGACCAGGGCCAGUAUAUAUGUAGAACAACAGAUGACAAUACUUCAGCCAAGCUCACUGUUCACGCGAGAGAUAUUAAAAUAGUGAAGCCGCUGCAGGACGUGGAGGUGACAGAGAAGGAGAGUGCAACGUUUGUCUGUGAGGUCUCCCACGAUGAGGUUGAGGCUCAGUGGCACAAAGGAGAUGCCAAACUCAAAGCCGGAGACAACAUAAAGAUGAGGCAGGAGGGAAGAACAUACAUUCUGCUCUUCAAAUCUGUAAAGACUGAGGAUGCAGGUGAAAUCAAGUUCACAGCUGAGAAGUCCUCUUCAGCUGCUAAACUGAAGGUUAAAGAGCAGGCUAUCAGCAUAGUACGGGAACUGAGUUCUUUGGAGGUGACCGAGCCAUUUGCUGCCCACUUUGAGGUGGAAGUCAGCGUGGAGACAGUCAAGCCAGUGAAGUGGAUGCUAAAUGGGGAACAGCUGAAGGAGAGUGCCGACAUCGAGAUGGAGAAAGAAGGAACCAUGCACCGGCUCACUUUUAAAAAGACUAAGACCUCCAUGUCAGGACUGGUACAGUUCAUUGCCGGAAAGAGUAAAUCAACAGCCGAGCUCAAAGUGGAAGAGCGUCCCAUUGAAGUCCUGGAGCCUCUCAAAGAUGUUUCAGCCAAGGAGAAGACUUCCACCACACUAUGCUGCAAGUUCUCUGCCCCACCAAAAGAAGUACGGUGGUUUAAGGGUCAAACUGCUUUGAAGGCUUCUAGCAAAUACAACAUGAAGCAAAAGGACGCUAAUGUGCAGCUGAUCAUACAAAGUUUGAGUGCAGAGGACUCUGGAGAGUAUCGUUGUCAGGUCGGGGUCUGUGAGAGCAAAGCCAUUCUCAAAGUAGAAGUACGUAAAAUCCAGAUCACCAAACAUCUGACAGAUGUGGAGGUGGAUGAAGAUGGUGAUGCUGUGUUCACAUGUGAGGUUAACUAUGCUGAUGAAGAGGUCCAGUGGACACUCAAUGACAAGCCACUCUUCAGCAAUGAGGUCAAUGCCAUCACCCAUGUGGAUAAGACCCAUACGCUCACCCUCAAGAACCUAGCACCUCAGGAUGGUGGAAAGGUGUCAUUUAGCAUCAGGGAUGUGAAAGAAACAGUCUGCCUAAAGAUCAAAGAGAAAAAAGCCAUCUUCCUGAAGUUGCUGGAUGAUGUAGUUGCAGAGGAGAAAGGUACAGUUACCCUUAAGUGUGAAGUCUCAAAGCCCAGAGUGGCCCCUGUGUGGCGCAAAGAUGGUACAUUCCUGUCGGCAGGCAAAAAGUAUGAGCUCCUCCAUGAUGGUAAGACCUUGGGACUUACUAUCCAUGAUGUCAUGCAAGCUGACGCCGGGGAGUACAGCUGUGAUCUUGGCACAGACCUCUCCAAGUCCAAGGUCACUGUUAGAGAUAUCCACAUUGGGAUCACCAAGCGUUUUAAGUCAGCAGAGGCCAAAGCAGGUGAAAACUGCACAUUUGAGUGUAUCUUGUCCCGAGAGAGCUCAGAGAAGUGCACCUGGAGCCUAAAAGGUCAACCUGUCACUGAUGGAGGCCGUUUCCAAAUAAGCAGCAAAGGGCGCAAGUAUACCUUAACAAUCAAAGCCGUCUCAGCUUCUGAUUCUGGUGAGGUGGUCUUCACGCUCAAGGAUUUGAGCUCAAAGGCAACACUUACUGUUGAGGGUAAAGCUCCUGCCAUAUCUAAAGAGCUUCAGGGUGUCAGUGCCAGAAUUGGUGAAGAUGCCACAUUCUCCUGUGAGCUUUCUCAAUCUGGACUCGAAGUGAAGUGGUCAAAGGAUGGCAAGUCUAUCAGAAAAAGCCAGAAAUAUGAAAUCAGUCAGGAGCAGACGCUUGUAAAGCUGACAGUCUGCAACGUCACUGAAAAAGACACUGGAGAAUACAGCUGUGAGGUCACCGGUGGUCCAACCUCCAAGGCUAAACUGGAGAUCAAAGAACUGCCCAACAAAUUCAUUUGUGAACUAAAGGAUGCCACUGCAGAAGAGAAGAGUGCUGUCUCCUUUGAAUGUGAGACAGCCCAACCUGCCUCUAAAGUCACCUGGCUGAAAGGAACAAAGGAGAUCAGGGCUGGAGGAAGGUAUGAGCUUACGCAAAAGGGAACUGUCCUCAUCCUCAAAGUGAAGGAUCUGGAGAAGAGUGACAGUGAUGUAUACACCUGUGACACUGGCUCUGCGAAGAGUACAGCCAACUUGACAGUAAAAGUGGUACCAGCUAGGUUUAAGGGGCAGAUGAAGAACCAACAGGUUACUGAAGGUGGGAAAGUCUUACUUUCCUGUGAGCUCUCAAAACCUGGCUGCCAAGUGCUAUGGAGAAAGGGAACCGAAAAUCUGAAACAUGGGGGAAGAUAUCAGAUAACGCAGAGGGACACCAUGUGUGAGCUACAGAUUUCAGACUUAGUGCCUGAGGACAGUGGAGAAUAUUCCUGUGAUUGUGGAAAUGAAAAAACAACAGCAAAUGUUGUUGUCAGUGCAUUACCGGUGGUCUUCAGACAUGAGCUACAAAGCCAAGAGUGUGACGAAGGAGACAGCGUUACUCUUCACUGUGAACUCUCAAAGCCUGGAGUUCCUGUUGUUUGGAAGAAAGGAACGCAGGUUCUCAAUUCUGGUGAAAAGUACCUCAUCAAACAAGAUGGGGCUAGUGUUGAGUUGAAAAUUGCUGACUUCAGAAAUGAAGAUGCUGGACAAUAUACAUGUUUGUGUGGGGACAAAAAGACUACAGCAAACAUUAAGAUCAAGGCAUUGAUCUUCAAACGAGAACUACAAAACCAGGAGUGUCAAGAGGCAGACAGUGUUACUCUUCAGUGUGAGCUCUCCAAACCAGGAGUGCCUGUGGUUUGGAGGAAAGGAACACAAGUGAUCCAUUCUGGAGACAAAUACCAAAUCAAGCAAGUUGGUUCUGUUUUUGAGCUGAAGAUCACUGAUGUCAAACCUGAAGAUGCUGGAGUCUAUAGUUGUGAUUGUGGGUUUAACAAGACCUCAUCUACCAUUACAGUCAAUGCACUACCAGUGGUCUUCAAACAUGGGCUGCAAAACCUGGAGUGUGAUGAAGGAGGCAGUGCUACUCUGUCCUGCGAGCUUUCCAAACCUGGUGUCCCUGUGCAGUGGAAAAAAGGAAGCCAUGUUAUCCGAUCUGAAGGAAAGUACGUCAUCAGACAGACUGCCUCAAAGGUGGAGCUGAAGAUUACAGAUCUCAAACCUGAAGAUGAAGGAGACUACACAUGUGUAUAUGGAGACAAGGCAACCACUGCCAAUAUGAAGAUAAAGGUUCUGAAGGCCCAAACACCCUCAUACCAACCAGGAUUUCAAAAGCAGACUACUGAGCAAGGGCCAUCAAUUGAUGCUCUAAAGUUCCUCCGUCCUUCUGCUGCCCUUGAAUCAGACUUCCAGAAGCAGAAGAAAGAGAAACAGGCAGAGCUCAGUGCUCACCCAAUUCAGUUUACGGAAGUACUGCUAAACCAAGCGUGUGAUGAAGGUGGCAGUGUUACUCUGCGAUGUGAACUCUCAAAGCCUGGAGUUCCUGUGGUUUGGAGGAAAGGAACACAGGUGAUCCAUUCUGGAGGAAAGUGCCUCAUCAAACAAGUUGGCUCUACGGUUGAGCUGAAGAUCACUGAUGUCAAACCUGAAGAUGCUGGGGCCUAUGUUUGUGAUUGCGGAGACAGCAUGACAACUGCCAAUGUCAAAGUUAACGCUCUUCCAGCCACCUUCACACAAGAGCUGAAAAACCAGACAGCUAUUGAAGGAGAAAGUAUCAUCUUCCAUUGUGAGCUCUCCAAACAUGGAGUUCCUGUGGUUUGGAGGAAAGGGACACAGGUGAUUAAUUCUGGAGGAAAGUACCUCAUCAAACAAGUUGGCUCUACGGUUGAGCUGAAGAUCUCUGAUGUUAAACCUGAAGACGCUGGAGAUUAUGUUUGUGAUUGUGGAGAUAACAUCACCACUGCUAACAUCAAAGUCAAUGCAUUACCAGUGGUCUUCAAACGUGAGCUACAGAACCAAGAGAUUCAGGAAGGGGAAAGUGUUACUUUGCGGUGUGAACUCUCAAAACCUGGCGUUCCUGUGGUUUGGAAGAAAGGAACACAGGUGAUCAGUUCUGGAGGAAAGUACAUCAUCAAGCAAAUUAACUCUACUGUUGAGCUGAAGAUCACUGAUGUCAAACCUGAAGAUGCUGGAGAUUAUGUUUGUGAUUGCGGAGACAGCAUGACAACUGCCAAUGUCAAAGUUAACGCUAUUCCAGCCACCUUCAUACAAGAGCUGAAAAACCAGACAGCUAUUGAAGGAGAAAGUAUCAUCUUCCAUUGUGAGCUCUCCAAACCUGGAGUUCCAGUAGUUUGGAGGAAAGGGACACAGGUGAUCCAUUCUGGAGGAAAGUACCUCAUCAAACAAGUUGGCUCUACGGUUGAGUUGAAGAUCUCUGAUGUUAAACCUGAAGACGCUGGAGAUUAUGUUUGUGAUUGUGGAGAUAACAUCACCACUGCUAACAUCAAAGUCAAUGCAUUACCAGUGGUCUUCAAACGUGAGCUGCAGAACCAAGAGAUUCAGGAAGGGGAAAGUGUUACUUUGCGAUGUGAACUUUCAAAACCUGGCGUUCCUGUGGUUUGGAGGAAAGGAACACAGGUGAUCCAUUCCGGAGGAAAGUACCUCAUCAAACAAGUUGGCUGUACUGUCGAGAUGAAGAUCACUGAUGUUAAACCUGAAGAUGCUGGAGACUAUGCUUGUGAUUGCGGAGACAGCAUUACUACAGCCAAUGUCAAGGUUAAUGCACUUCCAGUCAUCUUCACACAAGCACUGAAGAACCAGACAGCUGUUGAGGGAGAGACCAUCAGCUUCCAGUGUGAACUCUCCAAAGCAGACAUUCUAGUUGAGUGGCGCAGGGGGGAAAUUGGCCUAUACCCCUGUGCUAAAUAUGAAUUCAAGCAAGAUGGCCACCGUGCCCAACUGAUCAUACAUGACCUUGAACCUGAGGACUCAGGUGACUAUAUCUGUGACACUGGAGAACGCCAAAGCUUUGCAUAUCUGGAAGUUAAGGCACUGCCAGUUCUUUUCAAAUCAUCUCUGAAAGAUUUGGAGAGUGAAGCUGGGGAAAAUGCAGUUUUUCGAUGUGAACUUGACAAAGCUGGAGCCAAAGUCAUCUGGAGGAAAGACAAGAGUGUAAUAGAAGCAAGCAAAAAAUAUCAGCUGAAGCAAGAUGGGGCUGUUGCUGAGCUUAUCAUUUACAAGCUGCAAGGAGGAGAUGCUGGAGACUACUGCUGUGAAACAGAACAUGAUCGGACAUCUGCUAAACUUGCUGUAAAGGAACCUGAUAUCAUAAUCUUAACUGGCUUGAAGAGCUGCAUAGUCAAUGAAGGCGAGGACGUUCAUUUCGAAUGCAUUGUUUCUCAUGAUAAUGCACUCAUUGUUCAGUGGACGCUGCAAGAUGUUCCACUACAGAACAAUGAAAGGAAUGAAAUCCGAAUGGAAGGCAAAAGGCACACACUUACACUAAGAAGUGUCACACAGAAAGACUCGGGCACGGUGUCCUUCCAUGUUGGUGCACACACUUCUUUUGCUUGUCUUACAGUUAAAGCAAUCCCUGUGCUAUCGUUUGUGAAGGAGUUAACAAGCCAGGAAGUCACAGAGGGAGGCAGUGCUUCAUUAUGUUGUGAAACUUCAAUCCCUGAUUCCAGUGUGACCUGGAAGAAGGGCACUCAGGUCCUAUCUGAUGGAAAGAAGUAUUCCAUAAAGAAGAAUGGCACAUUCCAAACUUUAGAAAUCUAUAAGCUAUCAGUGGACGAUGGUGGCGAGUACAUAUGUGAAGUGGGAGACAAACAAAGCAAAGCUACAUUGACCGUCAAAGAAUGUGUAAAAAUCACAAGAGAAUUAAAGGAUGUGACUGUGAUAACGGGCGAGGAUGCUAUCUUCCAGUGUGAGGUAUCCCAUACAGGGGUUACGAAUGUUGAAUGGUGGCUCGGCUCCAACCACCUUCAAAACAAUGACUUAAAUCAAAUCAGCUGCAGAGGGAGGGAACACAGCCUAGUGCUGAAAAUGGUCACACCCGAUGAUUCAGGUGAUGUAGCGUUUGUGGUUGGCCCUCAGAAGAGCAUCGCCUACUUGUUGGUGCAGGAGAAACCCAAAGUCAUAUUCUUAGAGAAGCCUCUGGACUUAACUGCCAAAGAGGGUCAAACAGUCACACUGUCCUGCAUGACCUCUGACCCUGAGGCCUCUGUUACCUGGUACAAAGAUGAAGUGAUGAUAAAGGCAGGUGGACGCUAUCUGCUCUACAAGGAUAGAGCUGUCCAUCAGCUUCGCAUCCUUAGGGUGGAGGAAGGAGAUGCAGGGCUGUAUACAUGCAAAACCAAAGAUGCAGAAAGCUGCGCCACCCUUACUGUUAAAGGUCAACCUGCAUACUUCCGGAAGGAGUUAGAGAACCAGAAUGCAAUAGAGGGAGAUAGUAUCACCUUGCUUUGUGAACUCUCUAAGCCGGUUAAAAGUAUAGAGUGGAGAAAGGGUGGAGUGGUGCUCCAACCCAGUAAGAAAUUUGAGAUGAAACAGGAAGGUUGUGUGCUGGAGCUCCAUGUCCAUAAUCUGGAAUCAGAGGACAAUGGCUACUACACUUGUGAUGCUGGAGCCCAGUUAACCACAGCAUCACUCACUGUGCAAGAGGCUGAGGUUCUCAUAGUAUCGGGUAUAAAGAAUAUAGAUGUGUAUGUGGGCGAACAGGCAAUUUUCUCCUGCCAGCUCUCUCGCCGUGCCAAAGGCAGAGUUCAGUGGUGGCUAAAUGGCACUCGUUUGGAGAACAGUACCUUCAGUGAAAUAAGUGUGGGUGAAGACCAUGUCUACACUCUCACUCUAAGGAACCUUUCUCCCAAUUAUUCGGGUACAGUCCUGUUCAAAACAGGUGGUCUGACGUCUUCCGCCAAGCUGUUAGUGAAAGCUAAACCAAUUGAUAUUCUCCAAGAGCUGAGUAAUGUGGAGACCAUUAAUGGCGGGGAGGCACUUUUUGAAUGCUCCUUGUCUCGUCCUGAAACCAAAGACUGCCGGUGGUUAAUUGAUGGCAAGCCUGUGAAGGAGUCUGCAAAAGUGGAGAUUGUUUCGUUUGAGAGUGGCAGACGCCAUCUUCUGCUUUUAAAGGACUUGCAUCCCUGUGAAAACACAAGGGUUACAUUCCAAGCUGGUGCUUCAUCAACUACUGCUCUUCUGUCUGUCAAAGCUUGGCAACUGGAGGUGGUCAAGCCUUUGGAAGAUAAGACCGGCAUUGCAGGAGAGCAAGUUGAGUUCACUUGUGUAUUGAAUGAAUCUGUGCCUGAGACUGAAGUGACUUGGUAUGCAAAUGGUGUUGAGCUUCAAUGUAAUGACCAAUGGGCCAUGAAAGCCAGUGGCUCUUCCUACAGCCUAAUUUUGAAGAAAGCCCAGGCUCAGCUCACACAGGAAAUCACAUUUGCAGCUCGGAAUGCCUUAUCGAUGGCCAAACUCAUCACAAUAUCUGUGCCUGAUCCCCCUGAAGACCCAGAGUUGGUUAGUAAAGGCCCAACAUUCGUCACCUUGUCUUGGUUCACACCCCUCAGUGAUGGAGGAAGCCCAAUCAUUGGAUAUCGUGUGGAAAUGCGUCUGGUUGACAGUAUCCUCUGGCUGCCCUGCCACACAGAACCAGUGUGCAACACUGAAUUUCUGGUUGAAAACCUCAUACCUGGGGCAGGUUACAGGUUCAGAGUGGCAGCCAUUAACCGUGCUGGUAUUGGAGAGCCUGUACAGCUGCCUCAAACCGUGACACUUGAUGCACCAGUGACCAUGACCAAAAUGUUAAGCAGCUCUAAGAUCCAAAAAGGAAAGAUGGUUCGUUUAGAGUGUGAGCUUUCUACAGAGACCAAAUCAGUCACAUGGUUCAAGGACAACAGAGAGAUAGAGUUUGGAGUCAAGUACCAAAUGGUAGCAGAAGGAAAGAGCCAAGUUUUGCUCAUAAAGGAUUUCCAGUCUACAGACCAGGGUGUCUAUUCUUGUGUAGCCUCAGAAGAGGCAAAGACUUCAAUCAACCUUAACCUCGAAGGAGAUGACACAACACUUUCUCAGGAUGAGGGCAGCCAGCCCAAAUUGCCCCCUGAGGCUGCUUCCGAGGGAGAUUUACAUGCUCUAUGGGAUGCAGUGGCCAAGAAGAGGAGAAUGAGUCGAGAGCCCACAUUAGAUUCAAUUUCAGAGUUGCCAGAAGAAGAUGGAAAGGAAAAGGCCCAGAGCAAAGAAGGAAAAGGAAAAAAGGAAAAGCAAGUGAGACCUGUUGAGCCACCUCCCAAGAUCACAGCAGAGCCUAAUCUCUAUACAAGUUCUGAUGAGGAAUCUCUCAGUGGGACAACUAGCUUGAUGUCUUACCUUAAGAAAAGCAGCAAGUCCUCUGUGACUGAGACUACUGCCUCCACGAAACUGUAUGAGCACUUCCAGAUGACUGAGCAAUCUGUUACAAAGACAUCUGUAGAGCCCCUCAUGGAAGCUCCGAAAGGGGAUGAGUUGCUAGAGGCUGCUGUCAAAAUUCAGGCAGCCUUCAAAGGUUAUAAAGCCAGGAAGGACAUGAGACCAGUCUUCAAAGAAGUAUUUAAGGAUCAGUCUAAGGAGCCCAAUGGGACAAUUCAUCUUGAGUGCAUUGUGGAGGGUAAGCCGGAUAAAGUUCGCUGGCUGAAAGAUGGUGAACCCUUAACAGAUGGCAAGCACCAUCACAUUGACAUCUAUAAUGAUGGCACCUGCUCUCUGGUAGUGACUGCUGCCACAACCAAAGACACUGGUGUAUAUACUUGUGAAGUAACCAAUAAGUUUGGUGUUUCCACCCAUAGUGGAAAAGUCACUGUAGGGACACUGCGGGAAUCUUCUGGGCGACGCCCCCUCACUCUUGGCUACAGUGCAGAUAGUGAAGCUGAGAGCUCCUCAGGGAGUGAGAUGGAUGAGACUUUACGCCAAGCGAGUAAACGAUUAAGGCGACUUCUACGUACUCACCUCCCUCCAGAUGUGGAAGAGGAAUCUUUUGUUAGUGCGGAUGAAGGAGAUUUACCGCCACCAGCUCUACAGACUUAUAGGGAGGAUGAUCAGUAUAUCUACAUCCGCUUUGAUAACCGUGCAGAAGCUCAAGUAGCUUCCCAGCGCUUCCAGGAAAUGUUUACUUAUCAAGGAGUUCCCAUCGAAACGGCCAUCAUAGCAGCAGCAGGUACUAAGGUAGAGUUGCGUAUCACAAAGAUGGGUCUCUCCCAAGAUGGCUCCAAAACCCCAACUCAGGACCAACCAAUGCCUGCUUUCAUGACAGGAGCCCCUGCGGCCCCCAUCAUCCUGACGGAGCUCCGUAGCCAAGAUGUUCCUGAUGGGUUUCCAGUCAGUUUUGACUGUGUAAUUGUCGGCAACCCCCCUCCCACUGUGAGAUGGUUCAAGGAUGGAAAGAUGUUGGAGGAAAAUGACCAUUACAUGAUCAACGAAGACCAGGAAGGCCAUCACCAGCUGAUCAUCACAGCUGUGCUGCCCACAGACAUGGGCGUGUACCGAUGCAUGGCUGAAAAUGACAGUGCCAUCGCCUCCAGCAAGGCUGAGCUGAGGGUGGACAUGUCUUGCAGUUCAGACUAUGACACAGCAGCUGAUGCCACAGAGACGUCUUCCUAUGUCAGUGCUAAAGGUUAUGUGUCUAGCUCGGAGCACAGGGACACAGAGGCUUUUGAGUCUGUGGCAGAGGACGAGCAGCUUCCUCAGAUUUUGGAUGAGUUACAUGAUUUAUUCCUCAGUCCUGGAGCACCCAUUGCCAAAAUGAGUGUCAGGGUCAAAGGAUUUCCAACACCAAGGGUUUACUGGUUCAAAGACGGCACCCCACUCCAAGGCUCCAGCAGAAUUGUAUUGUCGACCAAACGCGAUCAACACAGUCUUGAGAUUUUGGAUGUUAAGCGUGAGGACACCGGAGAAUACUCAGCAUAUAUUAGCAAUAUAGCUGGCUCUGCCUACUCUUCAGCAAGAUUGAAUGUACAAGCUCCUGGAGAGCGUCCAGCACCUGUACAGAGACGAAUGAGAGAUUCAAAGGUGCCACUUGUGCCACCACGCUUCCUAGAGAGAUUCAGCAACAAGAAGGUGAAACAGGGAGCAAGUAUAACGCUGUCAGUCAAAGUGGAAGGCUCCCCAACCCCAUCUGUAAACUGGUUAAAGGAAGUGUCAGAUAAGGAUGUUCUUUGGAUCAAAGCAGACACACCAGGUUACAAGGUGGCCAGCUCUGGCCGUCAACAUAGUCUCAUCCUCAUGGAAGUGGGAAAAAAACAUGGCGGCAUGUACACUUGCAUUGCCACCAACCUCGCUGGACAGUCAGUCAACACAGCCCGACUGGACGUGGAGACAGCACCAGAGCAAAAGAAAGUGGGUCCAGAGGUUCUGGGAAUUACUAUCAGCCCACCAGAGGAACAGGGCAAAGGAGAGAUCAAACUACCUUCCAUGGGUGAAGUGGGUACUGAUGAAUUCUUACAAAAACUCACAACCCAAAUCACUGAAAUGGUAUCUGCCAGGAUUACUCAAGCUUCAUUGCGUGUCCCAGGAGCUGAUGAUGACGAUGAUGAAUCAAAAACCCCAUCCCCAUCUCCACAUCAUGGCCGAUCACGCCCUCCAUCUCUGAUCGCAGACUCUUCAUCUGAGUCUGAUGAAGGAGAUGCCAGGGGAGAGAUGUUUGAAAUCUACGUGGUGACCGCUGACUACAACCCCAUGGGGGUCAGUAAAGAUGCCAUCGCUCUGAAGGAGGGCCAGUAUGUGGAGGUUCUGGACUCUGCCCAUCCACUUAAAUGGCUGGUCCGCACCAAGCCCACAAAAUCCCACCCAUCUCGCCAGGGAUGGGUCUCGCCUGCAUACCUCGACAAAAGACUGAAGCUGUCUGCAGACAUAGCAGACCUCCCAGAGACCUCCAGAGAAGAAGUCUCAGAGACGGAGUACAAGAAGAAACUCUGUCAACUUGUCCAAGAGCUGAUCAACACAGAAACUGAGUUUCUGAAGCAGAUGGAGUUCUUCACUUCACACCAUCUGAAGCAUGUGGAGGAGCAGAGCACACCACCUGAAAUCACCAGCCAGAAGGAAACCAUCUUCCGUAAUAUCAAUGAUUUGAAAUCCUUCCACAGCAGCUCUCUGCUACCUGGCCUGCAAGAUUGUGACACAGAUGAUGACAUUGCCAUGCAUUUCCUGAGAAACUCUGAAGGGUUUGAGAAAUAUCUGCAGUACUUCAUUGGACAACUGCAAGCUGAGUCAGCCAUCAGUGAGAAAGAAGUGCACCAGUAUUUCAAGGAUUAUACAGCCUCAGAGUUGGCAAAUGUUGACCCCUCAGAAGGUCCAGUGCUAAGCAUCAAUGCUUACCUUCAGAGACCACCAGAGAGAAUUCAGAAGUACAGGGCUUUACUGAAGGAAUUGAUCCGGAAUAAAGCGAGGAACGGUCAGAACUGCUGUUUGUUGGAGCAAGCCUAUGCCAUGGUGUCGUCCCUCUCCCAGCGCUCAGAAAACACACACCAUGUAUCUCUCAUAGAGAGCUACCCCGCCAAUCUGGAGGCGCUGGGAGAACCUAUAAGACAGGGGCCUUUUAUUGUUUGGGAAGGAGCUCCUGGAAUUCGAACAUCUUCCAGAGGUCACCACCGCCACGUCUUCCUCUUCAAAAACCAUGUGGUCAUCUGCAAACAGAAGAGAGACACUAAUACAGACACUCAGGCAUAUGUGUUCAAGAAUAUGAUGAAGCUCACAAACAUUGAUGUGAACGAGACCGUUGAGGGUGACGAGAGAGUGUUUGAGAUCUGGCAUGAGCGCGAGGACUCUGUGAGAAAAUACACAUUGCAGGCACGGACUGUUAUCAUCAAGAACUCCUGGCUCCGUGACCUCCGUGACCUCCAGCUGCGCUACAGCAUGCCAGCCUGGAGCUCUCCAGAUUUUGACUCAGUUUUGACAGACUACACAGCGGAGCUCGGACAGACAGUAAAGCUCGCCUGCAAGGUGACUGGUGCCCCCAAACCACAGGUCACCUGGUACAAAGACGGACAUGCCGUGGAAGCAGAUCCUCAUCACAUCAUCAUUGAGGACCCAGACGGCUCUUGCACACUCAUUUUGGACAACAUGACGGCAGACGACUCGGGACAAUACAUGUGCUUUGCCACCAGCUCUGCGGGCAACGCCAGCACACUAGGCAAAAUCACUGUGCAGGUACCUCCACGUUUUGUGAAUAAGAUCCGGAACGCCACACUUUAUCCAGGAGAAGAUGCUCAGUUCACCUGCACCAUCCAGAGCGCACCAAGUCCCAAGAUAAGAUGGUUUAAGGAUGGUAAACUGCUGACAGACCAGGAGAAGUUUCAGACAUACAGUGAAGCGUGCAGUGGGGUGUUGGUUCUAGUUAUCAAGAACCCUGGAGAACGAGAUCUUGGACACUAUGAGUGUGAGCUGUCGAACCGUCUGGGCAGUGCCAGGUGUGCCACGCAGCUGAUCACUCCUGCUGUGGCAAUGGCGCGAGAACGUAGAGCAAAUCAGGCCAUCAGUAUAGAAGUAACAGAACAAGAGACAAAAAUGCCGAAGAAAACCAUAAUUAUUGAGGAGACGAUCACCACAGUGAUGAAGAACACCCGUACGAAACGACACCCAUCCCCGCGUCCAUCGCCCAGGGGAGCUCACUGCUCCGAGACGUCCACACCCGAACCGCCCAGACAGAGACGAACCCUGGCCAGGAAGACUGUACCGACGCUGUACGUUCCAGAGCAGGAGGGUGCCACGGCCAGGAACCCAAGAUGGGUUGAAGUUGAGGAGACAAUCGAGUAUAAAGUGAACAAAUCACCCAAGCUUCCAAGAAGAAGAGGCGUCUCCCCCAGCAAGUUCUCACCACCUGGCAAUCCAAACACUAAUAACUCCAACAACAAGUUACUAGAAGAGGCAAUGGGUGCCGCAAUGGCUCUGCAAGCUUCUUCUGAUACACAUGAAGAGGAAACUGCACAGAAUGUGUUCGAAGUACCUUCAGGGAUCGUAAAUAUGACAACAUUCGAAAUGAGUGACCCGUGUGUCUCUGAUGAAGAAACUAUUAUCGCGGAGCCUGAAGACGACGAACUUGCUGCUCGAGAUUGCAAAAUGCUGACUGACGGGAAUCGAGUUCUUACUCUUGAAGAUCUUGAGGACUACGUCCCUCAGGCAGGUGAAACGUUCAGCAGCGGUACAGACCAUCACAUCUCCGUCGAGAAGCCAAGUGAGAUCUCGGUGUUGCAGAGAGAAAUUAACGAGUCUGUUAUUGGCAAACCCAUUGUGCUGAACGUGGUACGUCCGGUGCCACCGGCAAAACCUCGCAAGGGAUUAUUUGGCUCCUUCAAGGAACAGAUUUCCAGCAUGUUUAGUCCAGGUUUAUCGGCGGGUGUCAGCUCGCAGGCAAGGCGAGAGAAGAUUAUACCUAUUCAUGUGACGGGAGAACCUUCAUCCAACUAUUCACGCCAUACCAGUAGCUUUGCAAAGCUUGAAGUCCAGUCGAUGUACUGCUCCGUGCUCCAGAGAGAAAAGGAGGGAGGUCUGCAGAGCUUCAAAACACAGGUUUCCACACAAACCCGCAACUACACACCCACCGGACAGGUCACUCUUCAGAUCAGCAAGAAGCAGCCAUUUGAAAAUCAGUAAUCGGGAUGAAACCACUCAGGAUAGAUUCCCCGAUGCUCGUUUCCAGCAUGCAAAAUCAGGACAUACAACUAGGCCUAGUCUUAAAUGGGAACACUUCUGUAAAAUCUUGCAAUCUGGGAGUGUAAUUCAAUCGUAAAGCUUCUGCUAACAGCAGAUCAUUCCAUGUUGAGGCAAAUGAUUCACAAACUCCUUUAUAUCCCGCAGUACCUAAUGAAGACUUUCUAAUUACUUGAGUUCCUGUGAGCUUAUGUGUAGCUGUGCCAAGUCUGACACAACAUGAAUCCUAGUCCUGGAGAACCAUCCUCCUUCAGAGUUUAUCUUCAACCAGCUCCAACACAGUUUUCUUGAAGUUCCUAGUAAGUCUGAAGACCUUAAUUAGCUGGUUCUGAUGUGUUUAAAUAGUGUUGUAUGUAAACUCUGUAGGACAGUGGCCCUUCGGGAACAGGUUUGGAUGCAUUUGGUCUAUUUAUUCCCUUGGUCUAAAGCAGAGGUUCUCCUCUCUGGCCCUCGAGGUCCACUUUUAGCUCCAACCUUGAUCACAAUUUUCUUUAACUUUCUAGUAAUCCUGAAGACCUUGAUUAGCUUGUUCAGGUGUGUUUGAUUAGGGUUGGAUCUUCUGAGAAUCUCUGUCCUAAGAAAUAAGAGGGUGUUUGUGUGUCAAGAAAUCCAAAUUAUGACUCAAAAAAUAUGAUUUUAUCUGAAUGUAAUUUAUAUGCUGUUUGGAAUUAAUGUACCUCAGCAAUACAUAUAUUUAACUGUUUUUCAAGUUGAUUGCAUGUGCUGUUCUUUGGUGUAAUGCACUGUGGGUCGUUGAAUUUGAGGUCUAAGUUGAGGUAUCUGAAAUCUUGAAUAUGUCAUCCUGCACUGAAGACUAGAAGUGUGAAGAAGUGUUGCAAUGUGAAUGUAUAGGGAUUUGUAGACUGACAAAGCAAUAGUUGUGGGAGAUUUUAAGACUUAAGAACCAUAACACAAAAUCUAUUUAAUGACUUUAGAAGAUUUAUUUUAAAAAGUAUUUCUUGUGCAACAUGACUUUAAGCACAUAGUAUUUACAGAUUUAAAAAGUUUUGCGAUUUACUGGAGUAAUACUAAUAUAUAUAUGUGUUUGAACUUUAAAUACAAAUACAAAUUUUGUGUCAACCAAAAUUUGCAUGUGUAACAUAAUUUGUAUUGUUUUGGUGGAUCACAUGGUUUGAAAUGUUUUGGUAAAAGCAAAAUAAAUUAGGACUGCCAAGGGUGUUCAGCAGAUAAAAGAAAACUUGAAUAAAUAUAAAUAAAAAAAAGUUCUGCUUUACAAAAUAAGAGUAUAUUUGGAUGCGUGUAUUAUAAAUCAAACUUCUGUCCAAUUAUAAACUGAUAUCACAUAACAUUGACAAGUAAAGAAAUGAUAAUAAAAAACAACUUUCAGUCUG